Molecule: messenger RNA, 729 nt
Organism: Gryllus bimaculatus (two-spotted cricket)
Lineage: Eukaryota; Metazoa; Arthropoda; Insecta; Orthoptera; Gryllidae
Source: the annotation of a GenBank genome assembly
AUGCCAGCUGUAAUCACACGUAUUUUCAGCGAAAUGUCGACGGAGUUGAAUUCAUCGUUGCUGUGGAAUAUUCUGACGCAAGAGGCGCCCCACGAGGGCGAGGGCAAAGACGACGAGGAGGAGGACGAUGGCCAGGAGGAGGUGUCGGAGAUAUCCUACUGGAGGGACACCCUGCCCGAGGACGUCCGCUCCCUCGUGCGCAUGUUCCGAACUCCGCAGACCACGUCGAUGUUCGGGAGGGUGGACCUCGACCUCCAGUUGGAGUUGGCUCACACGGCGUUGACUCAGAUCAACGCAGAAGGAGUAAUAGUGGGCUACAUCGCCUUGCUCGAGUACCCGAAUGUGCCGGCUGUACCUUCCUUUGCAUGGCUUGAAUGGAUUCAGAAUCUUUAUGGAGAGUCGGACAACGACGAUCUGGCGCCAAUUUUCAACAAAAUCAGCAAGCGCUUCGUGCAGAAGUACGGCAAGUACUACAUCGCCGAGAUCAUCGCGCACCCCACGGAGGGACGAGAGUGCAUCGUGGGCGAGAGGAACCAGUUUGCCGUGGGCAUGAUGUGCCUGAACCGCGACAUCAACCUGGACGUGUUGAACGAGAACUUCGAGCUGGCCGCCUUCAACGGGCUGCACAAGUGGGACGAGGACGACUUCAUCCCGUUCCCGCAGAGCAGCACGGAGGACAGCCGCGAGCACAUGCGCCUCGUCGCCAUCAGCGACGUCGACGAGCCGUAA